This is a messenger RNA of Rubroshorea leprosula, 2164 nucleotides long. NCBI's taxonomy places the organism in Eukaryota, Viridiplantae, Streptophyta, Magnoliopsida, Malvales, Dipterocarpaceae. The record is from the annotation of a GenBank genome assembly.
AAAACUAAACCACCCCCAACUCCCCUCCAUUUUCCCACUUCUGAAAAUAAACAUGGCCCAACAUCAGAAGUCUCCGACACACUCCUUGUCCUUGUACUAGUCCACGACCAUACACAGCCACGUUAGCCAUCUCGAUUACACCGGAGACACAUGGCGGCGGCCCUCGAAUGCUGGUCCAGUCGCGCCAGCACAGACGAGGACAUGGUGGAGCAAGUACUGAUGCGGACCCAUGACAGAUCGGAAGAAUUACCGGAGAGCUCCGAUUUGGGUACGGGCAGGACAGAGCAAGGGAAGGCGAUGCAGAAACGGCUUCAGAAGCUGAGCCGGAACGUGUCGGAGGCGAUUGCCUCGCUCAAGAACUCACUCAACCUUGACUCGGCACGUGAUCAGCACGUUUUGUCCGCCGCUGCUUCUGGGUCCGCCAAGAGUGAGAGCUGUAGGAAGGUUGUUUGGGGUACUGUUGUACGGAACUUGACGCUGUUGUAUCCCGGAAGCCAGCUGCCCGAGAAGCUCGUUUCCAACAUUAGGAAGCAUUAUGAUUCUUUGCCUCUAAGUUAUGCACAGGCGGGUUUUGAUAUGAAAGAAGUGUUUCUGCAUAUAAAGUUGAUGGAACAGGCAUCGGGGGGUGAUCAUCCUGCGGUAUUGAUUCAGGAUGUGUCUGAUGAUGAUAUGCAGGGUUCUGUUUUCAAGCUGAUAUUUGUUUGUAAUUCGUCAAUUUCAUGGCCGGCUAUGUCAUGUGCACUUGAAAGUGCUUCUAUUUGUUGCAAGGAGAUACAGAUCUUUGAGAAGAAGGGGUAUACUCUAGGUGUCGUUCUUCUUUUGGUUCAAGCUGGUCAGGAUAAAUUAUUUAAAUCCCGGGUUGAAAAUGCCUUGAAGUCAGCUAUGAAGAAGUCCAAGACAAGCACAGUGAAGCUGCCCUUUAGACUUUGUGGGUGUCAAGAGGAGAAUUCUAAAGGCCAGGACUUUGGGGAAAUAGAAGAGGAAACAGGCGAACAGCUUUAUAGAAAUGGAAUCGAGAAUUCAAACGCAAAAAUUCAGCUUCAAAUGCCUCUACCUACGUCAUCAUAUGUCAUAUCUGUUGAUGAAUGGCAAACGAUCCUCUCAGGAGGGAAUGAGAUUGGAAAAUGGCUGUUGAAUGCAGACAGUAUUGAGUUUAUUGAUCAAAUUGGAACUAACUCCUUCAAGGGUGUUUACAAGGGAAAAAGGGUUGCAAUUGAAAAGUUGAAAGGCUGUGACAAGGGGAAUUCUUAUGAGUUUGAAAUUCGAAAAGAUCUGCUGGAGCUGAUGACUUGUGGACAUAAGAACAUUCUACAGUUUGAUGGUGUUUGCAUUGAUGACAAUCAUGGGUUGUGUGUUGUGACAAAGUUAAUGGAAGGUGGAUCAGUUCAGGAUUUGAUGCUGAAAAGCAAAAAGCUUCAGACCAAGGAGAUAAUUAGGAUUGCUGUUGAUGUAGCUGAAGGAGUCAAGUUUAUGAACGAUCAUGGUGUUGCAUGCAGAGAUCUCAAUACACACAGGAUUCUAUUAGAUAGGCAUGGUAUUGCUUGCUUGGGAGACACGGGUAUAGUCACUGCUUGCAAGAGUUUUGGGGAGGCCAUGGAGUAUGAAACAGAUGGUUACCGGUGGCUAGCUCCUGAGAUUAUCGCUGGGGAUCCAGAGAAUGUUACCGAGACAUGGAUGAGUAAUGCCUAUAGUUUUGGGAUGGUAAUUUGGGAGAUGGUAACUGGUGAGACAGCCUAUGCUUCAUGUUCACCAGUUCAGGCAGCAGUGGGAAUAGCUGCUUGUGGCCUAAGACCAGAGAUCCCAAAGGACUGCCCCCAAGUCUUGAAAUCUCUGAUGACCAAGUGCUGGAACACUUGCCCCGCAAAGCGACCUCAAUUCUCUGAAAUUUUAUCGCUAUUGCUUCGGCCAAACAACAAACAACAACAGUCAUAGGUAAAAAUUCUUUAAAAUAAUUUUAUGAAAUGUAAUCCUGUUGGUGCAAAAGACAAUAUUGGUUCCUCUUGAAAUCAUUCUGCCAUGAAAUGUAGAUCCUGCAAAAAGAAGAUACAAGCUUGUAACUUCUUUCUUUUUCUCAAUAUGUCAAGGUAUAUACGUCUUCUUUCUUUUGCCAUUUCUUUCCGUUCCUUUUUCAAUUUGGGAGCCAUAAGAAAAAGAAAAGAUAAUA